AUGUGUGUUGGAGGGCCUCAGGACCACCCAGAAAAUGAUUUGCUAGGUGGACCCAGUCUCAGCAUAUACCUGGUGAUGGUUUCUUCCAGCAAAAAGAUACAGAGAUCAGCCAGCAAGGGCAAAGGCCCAUGGGAUAAAGCCCAGGAGCGCAAGCUGCCAGGGAUCCUGUCCAGGUGGAGUUGCACGGGACAUGCAAUUCCCUCGGCCCUGGGUUGUGAUAACACACGCGAAAUGUUUCCAACCAGGGAAGCUCCUGAGAGACUCAGCACGCAGGGUUUCUAUUGGUGGCUGGUCACCUAG
This is a messenger RNA of Pipistrellus nathusii (Nathusius's pipistrelle), 300 nucleotides long. The record is from the annotation of a GenBank genome assembly. Lineage: Eukaryota; Metazoa; Chordata; Mammalia; Chiroptera; Vespertilionidae.